UAAGGUGGAAUUAACAGAAUCAGAUCUCCAGGACUUUUAGGAUAUGUUUUCAACCAAUUGAAAACGGACAGUUGGCCUAAAUGGACUUGACUAAAUCAAACUGAAUUCACAUGAAUAUGACGGUCAAUGUCUUUACGCUCUAGAACUGUUUCUGUGAACGUUAGGCUUCUGAUCUCUACCAGAAUAUAAGAGUUUGGCAAUAUCGUUGAUAAUGACAAUGGCAAAAUAAAGCAAAAUUGAGUUCACAGUGAUAAUAUAUACCAUGUUACUAGUAGAGCUAUAUUGGAUCGUUCUACUGUGGAUUGGAGGACUGGACUUGAGUGGAUUUGAGUGGAUUUGACGUCUGCGUGUGACAGAAGCAACGAGCCUCUCUCUCUCUACACAUUUCCGUGUGUGUGCCUCGGACGGACAGGGGGAAGGACAUGUGACUAGUAGCCGGAAAAAUGGAUUACCUCUCUCCAGCCAACAUCUCCCAAGAUGCAUCCCUUCUCUUUUCCGACGCCGGUCCCCACGGCAACGACCUUUACCUCGGUUACCGUGACUACGACCCCGGCAUUGACGACCCCACCACGGAAGAUUCGUCGCCCCUCCCGCCCCUCCCGCCCCUCUACGCAGACACCCCCCUCCUGGAUUUGGGAGACUUGGGGGGGUACGGUCCCGGGGUGGGGGGGUAUGGGGACAGCUCUCUGGCAGGACUGGGAGACAGUACUAAGCUAGUAGGGGUCCAGGUGGUUUUAAUCCUGGCCUACAGUACCAUUAUACUACUAGGAGUAGUGGGGAACUCUCUGGUCAUAUACGUGGUGUAUCGCUUCAAGACGCUGAGGACCGUGACUAACUUCUUCAUAGCUAACCUCGCUGUCGCUGACCUCCUGGUGAAUACAUUGUGUCUCCCCUUCACGUUGGUCUAUACUCUGCUCGGGGAGUGGAAGUUUGGCCAGCUGCUUUGUUUCCUGCUUCCCUAUGCACAGGGAUUGGCUGUCCACGUAUCCACGGUGACGCUCAACGUCAUAGCCCUCGAUAGACACAGGUGUAUAGUGUACCACCUGGAGACCAGGAUGAGAAAGGAUGUGUGUUUCGGGGUGAUUGCCGCCACAUGGGUACUGAGUGCGGUGCUGGCCAGUCCACUAGCUAUCUUCAGAGAGUAUGGGACCUUCAAUCUGGCUCCAGGACAGUUUAUACAGGUGUGUACAGAGAAGUGGCCGGGCAGCUCGACAGACGGGACAGUCUAUUCAAUCUCCAUGCUCCUCCUCCAGUACGUUCUCCCUCUAGCCGUCAUCUCCUUCGCCUACGCUCGUAUCUGGUCCAAACUCCGUUCCCACAUGUCCCCCGCCGGCCGCAACGACCGCCACCGCCGACGACGCAAAACCACCAAGAUGCUGGUGACCGUGGUCGUGGUGUUCGCGGUCAGUUGGCUGCCGUUCCACGCUUUUCAAUUGGCCACGGAUAUCGACAGCUCCGUCUUGGACAUGAGGGAUUUUAGACUUCUGUACACGCUGUUCCACGUGGUGGCCAUGUGCUCAACGUUCGCCAACCCUCUGCUCUACGGGUGGAUGAACAGCAACUAUCGCACCGCGUUCACGACCGUGUUCCGCUGUGAGCAGAGAAUGGAUAGUGUGCAUCCGAAGGGAGGAAGAGAUGGAGGA
This is a messenger RNA of Oncorhynchus gorbuscha (pink salmon), 1643 nucleotides long. Its product is annotated as neuropeptide Y receptor type 2-like. The annotation marks the transcript as partial. The record is from RefSeq and is a predicted model, not a curated record. The transcript has 5 exons. Gene Ontology annotation, biological process: G protein-coupled receptor signaling pathway. Gene Ontology annotation, molecular function: neuropeptide Y receptor activity. Lineage: Eukaryota; Metazoa; Chordata; Actinopteri; Salmoniformes; Salmonidae. Gene Ontology annotation, cellular component: membrane.